AUGGCAUUCUUACUUCCUAACAUGAACAAUGCAAAGCAAGAAGAUGAAGUAUUUAAAAAGUUGCCACAAAAAAUUGUGGAUCCUUGUUUAAGCCAAUAUAUCUAUAUUUAUGAUCUUCCUGCUAGAUUCAAUGUGGAUUUGUUGAAAGGAUGCCACUCUCUACAGAAGUGGGAAAAUAUGUGUGUUUUCUUAUCAAACUUAGGCGUAGGACUUGAGAUUAUUGAGAAAUCAAAGAAAGAAGUUCUAUCAAAGAAUAGUUGGUAUGCAACAAAUCAAUAUUCACUUGAAGUAAUUUUCCACAAUAUAAUGAAACAUUACAAGUGUUUAACCAAUGAUUCAUCUUUGGCUUCUGCUGCAUAUGUACCAUUCUAUGCUGGUCUUGAUGCAGCACAACAAUCUCAGUGGAAAAGAUUGCAUGGUAAAGAUCAUUUCAUGGUUGGUGGAAGAAUUGGUUGUGAUUUUUGGAGAGAAGGUGAUUUAGAUCAUAAUUGGGGAACAAAGCUAAUGUUCUUGCCAGAAGUAAGUAACAUGUCAUUUUUGUUAAUAGAAUCAUGUAAAUGUUUAUAUGACAAUGAAUUUCCAAUUCCAUAUCCAACUUAUUUUCAUGCUACAAAUGAUGAUGAAAUUUUUAAGUGGCAAAGGAAAAUGAGAAAUAAGAAAAGGGAUUAUUUGUUUACAUUUGUCGGUGCUCCAAGGCCUGAUUCACCAUCUUCUAUUAGAAAUCAGUUAAUCGAACAUUGCGAAUCUUCUAAGAGUUGUAAACGUGUUGGAUGUUAUCAUGGUUCUAGUAAGAAAAAAAGUUGUCGCGAUCCUGUUCAAGUUAUGGAUAAUUUUCAGAAUUCGGUUUUUUGUUUACAACCGCCGGGGGAUUCUUUUACUAGAAGAUCAAUUUUUGAUUCGAUUUUGGCGGGUUGUAUUCCUGUUUUCUUGCAUCCACUAUCAGCAUACAAGCAAUAUUUGUGGCAUUUUCCUAAAAACGGUUCUGGUUACUCUCUGUUCAUACCUGAAAUUGAUGUCAAAGAGGGAAAAGUGAUGAUUAAUGAGACAUUUUUCAAUGUUUCAAAAAGUGAAGUGUUGGCAAUGAGAGAAGAGGUUAUAAGACUCAUUCCGAGGAUUGUGUAUCGUUAUCCAGGAUCUAGAUUAGAGACAAUUGAAGAUGCUUUUGAUAUAGCUGUUAAGGGAGUUCUUGGAAGAAUUGAAGCAAUGAGAAGACAAAUUACAAAUGUAAACGAUUCUUACCAUGCAAAAGUUGUCGCCCUUUAA
Messenger RNA from Medicago truncatula (barrel medic), 1263 nucleotides. Its product is annotated as xyloglucan galactosyltransferase KATAMARI1 homolog. The record is from RefSeq and is a predicted model, not a curated record. The transcript has 2 exons. Bases 1 to 1263 code for a protein of 420 amino acids. NCBI's taxonomy places the organism in Eukaryota, Viridiplantae, Streptophyta, Magnoliopsida, Fabales, Fabaceae. Gene Ontology annotation, molecular function: glycosyltransferase activity.